This is a messenger RNA of Neolamprologus brichardi, 917 nucleotides long. The record is from RefSeq and is a predicted model, not a curated record. NCBI's taxonomy places the organism in Eukaryota, Metazoa, Chordata, Actinopteri, Cichliformes, Cichlidae.
UCUGUCCAGUCCGAGCUGAGUUCGUACUCUGAGGCUCAUCCCCAGCAUGACCUGUCGUGGAUACAGUCUACACUGUUGCCGAGCAAUCCUGUUUGCUUCCUGGACUGCUCGAUGGUGCCUGCACUAGAAUCAGUGGAACAAGGAGGAAUAAGCAAUCACACCGAAGCUGCCCUCAUACACACUCUGCUUUCACUUCUCAUAAAAGCAGGGUGUAAGCCCAGCGAUAUUGGUGUUAUCGCCCCCUACAGGCAGCAGUUAAAGACAAUUCUGGCUCUGCUGCAGUCGCCUGCAUUCACUGGUGUGGAGGUGAACACAGUGGAUAGAUACCAAGGACGGGACAAAAGUCUGAUUAUUCUUUCUUUUGUCAGGAGCACGGCAGAGGAAGGAAACUUAGGAGAGUUGUUAAAGGACUGGCGUCGCCUGAAUGUAGCCAUUACCCGCGCCAAACACAAGCUGCUGAUGGUGGGCUCAGCCACAACGCUAAGACGCUACACACCAGUGGAGAAACUUCUCAACCAUCUUCAACAGGAGAACAUGAUUAUCCAGCUCCCAUCAGCUGCCCACAAGGCCUUACCCAGCAUGGACCUGUGAGAGAAGCCUAAGAGGCCAUGAAGGUGUAUCAGCUUGUGUGUAUGUCUCAGUGGAGUAGCACAUGGUUAUCAUUCACCUCAACUGUGCAGAGAUCUAAAUGACCUAGAAGAGGCAGAAUGUCUCUUUUUAAAACCAAAUACUUGAAGUCUCCUGAAGAUCAAACGGUCUGCAGUAUUAGAAAUAACACCUCAACUAAACGAACAAUGUUAUGAGUGCUACUGACAAUGUUGAUUUUCCGGUUUGUGUGAAAUUCUGAAUCUUUUCUUGUAUAUUUUUGUAGAUCAAUAGAUAGCCACCUGGCCGGGCUCGUGCAUUGGCCAGUUUUU